Salvia hispanica is the source of this 2449-nucleotide messenger RNA. Its product is annotated as sulfite reductase 1 [ferredoxin], chloroplastic-like. Gene Ontology annotation, biological process: sulfate assimilation. Gene Ontology annotation, molecular function: 4 iron, 4 sulfur cluster binding; sulfite reductase (ferredoxin) activity; heme binding. The record is from RefSeq and is a predicted model, not a curated record. Gene Ontology annotation, cellular component: sulfite reductase complex (NADPH); chloroplast stroma. NCBI's taxonomy places the organism in Eukaryota, Viridiplantae, Streptophyta, Magnoliopsida, Lamiales, Lamiaceae.
AUCAAGUGAUCAAUUCUUUCUAUUUCUGCUUCACAUUUUUUUAAUUCUCCCCCAUAAAAGAAAGAAAUAUCACACCUUUCAUUUUCAUUCAACAUCCUCCCUCCACGUUUGAUUAUCUAUCUUCUCUUUCGCUGUGUGUUUUUAGCCACUAGAUGACGACGUCGUUUGCUGCCGCUGCCGUAGCCGCAGCCAAGGACCCUGCCAUCCCGAUUUUUCCGUCCACCUUCACCGGCUUGAACUCCGCUUCCACCUAUCUUCUCCUCUCCAAACGCCCCCAGCGUUUCCACUCCUCCGCCGCCACUCCACAUCACUCCUUCAUCAGAGCCGUCUCCACGCCUGUAAAGCCAGAUGCUCCUGUUGAGCAGAAACGCAGUAAGGUCGAAAUAAUCAAAGAGCAUAGUGACUUCAUAAGAUAUCCUCUCAAUGAGGAGUUGUUAACUGAUGCCCCUAACAUCAAUGAGUCUGCCAUACAAUUGAUCAAGUUCCAUGGUAGCUAUCAACAGUACAAUAGAGAUGAACGUGGGGGAAGGUCUUACUCCUUUAUGCUCCGUACUAAGAAUCCUUGUGGAAAGGUUUCAAACCAACUCUACCUGGCCAUGGAUGAUCUAGCCGAUCAGUUUGGGAUCGGAACACUUCGUUUGACUACUAGGCAAACCUUUCAACUUCAUGGCGUUCUAAAGAAAGACCUCAAGACAGUAAUGAGUACGAUCAUUAAAAGCAUGGGUUCAACACUUGGUGCAUGCGGUGAUCUGAACAGAAAUGUUCUUGCUCCUGCAGCACCCAUCUACCGAAAAGAUUAUUUGUUUGCCCAGGAAACUGCAGAAAAUAUUGCUGCACUCUUAACCCCACAGUCAGGUUUUUACUAUGAUAUGUGGGUGGAUGGGGAAAAAGUUAUGUCUGCAGAACCUCCUGAGGUAGUGAAGGCUCGAAAUGAUAACUCCCAUGGUACAAAUUUUACUGAUUCACCUGAGCCCAUCUAUGGAACUCAGUUCUUACCAAGGAAGUUCAAAAUUGCGGUAACUAUACCAGGAGACAAUUCUGUCGAUCUAUUUACAAAUGAUAUUGGCGUGGUGGUUGUGUCUGAUGCUGAUGGCGAGCCCCAGGGCUUUAACUUAUAUGUUGGUGGUGGGAUGGGGAGAACCCAUAGAAUGGAGAACACCUUCCCUAGGCUGGCAGAGCCAUUGGGUUAUGUGCCAAAGGAGGAUAUAUUGUAUGCUGUAAAGGCUAUUGUCGUCACCCAAAGAGAAAGUGGAAGAAGAGAUGAUCGCAAAUAUAGCAGGAUGAAAUAUCUAAUUAGCUCAUGGGGAAUUGAGAAGUUCAGAGCUGUCGUUGAGGGGUAUUAUGGAAAGAAAUUCAAACCUUGCCAUGAGUUGCCUGAAUGGGAAUUUGAAAGCUACUUGGGUUGGCAUGAGCAGGGAGAUGGUCGACUAUUUUGUGGCCUCCAUGUAGAUAGUGGUCGAAUCAAAGGGAUAAUGAAGAAGACACUACGAGAAGUAAUUGAGAAGUAUAAUUUGAAUGUCCGCAUUACCCCAAAUCAGAAUAUCAUUUUGUGUGACAUUCGUCAGGCAUGGAAGUACCCAAUCACUACUGUUCUCGCUCAGGGCGGUUUAUUGCAACCAAGGUAUGUUGAUCCUCUGAAUGUGACAGCAAUGGCAUGCCCAGCUAUGCCACUUUGUCCUUUGGCAAUUACAGAAGCUGAGCGUGGAAUACCUGAUCUCCUUAAGCGAGUCCGAGCUGUUUUUGAGAAGGUCGGCUUGAAGUAUAGUGAAACUGUGGUUAUGAGGGUAACUGGCUGCCCCAAUGGUUGUGCAAGACCUUACAUGGCUGAACUCGGCUUGGUUGGUGAUGGUCCAAAUAGUUAUCAGUUUUGGCUAGGAGGGACGCCCAACCAAACUACACUUGCAACAGUGUUCAAAGAUAAAGUUAAGAUUCAUGAUUUGGAGAAAGUUCUAGAACCUUUGUUUUAUCACUGGAAACGCAAGCGGCUCUCCAAGGAAUCAUUUGGCGAAUUUACAAACCGCAUGGGCAAAGAGAAGAUGUUGGAGUUGGUGGAUAAAUGGGAAGGAAUGCCACAAGGGCCAUUGCGGUAUAAUUUGAAGCUUUUUGCUGACAAGGAGACGUACGAAAAAGUGGAUGCUCUAGCGAAACUUCAGGGUAAGAGUGCUCAUCAAUUGGCAAUGGAGAUUAUCCGCAAUUUCGUGGCUUCCAACCAAAACGGUACGAUUGAGUGAACCGAAAAAUAUUAAUGGUGGUUAAGAUCUCAUUUGCUUGCCAGUGUUGCACCUAGUUUUUAUUUUAUUUUUUGAGGCUGUUGAAUUCUAGGUUUAGUUUUGUGCGAAGAAUAAUCGCUCAUGGUUCGCACUUGAAUCCUUUAUGUCAGAAGGUUUAUAAAGUAUUCUGUAUAUGAUUUAUACAAUUCUCAUAUACUAUUAGAUUGUAUUAUAUUCAA